AUGUUGGCUGACUUGCGACAAAUCCUGGUUGAGGAGUGGAAUGCCGUCCCACAGCAGUGUGUGACCAGGCUGCUGACCAGCAUGAGGAGACCAGAUAUCAAUGUAUGGCUGGACAACACUGAGCUGACAGCCAUAGGAAGUCAAGGCAAAUUUGUGUCUUUGUCGGUAACGCCACUCGAUGGACAUGAAUUACGCACCGAAUAUGAAGGAAUCGCACAAGUGUGGAACUUCUCGAUUGUUUCGGAUUCCAUAAAUGUGAGUGGCACACAGAGAACGGCGCAUCUUCCCUCCAGCGCAACUGCGGAAGCGCUCAAGACUUUCCGGACAGAGGAAGUGUUUCCCUGUGAAAACGGCACAGAGUAUCUCCAUCAGAAGGAGAGCUUCAUCAUCGCGCUUGGCUACUCCCGUCGCUUUCCCCUGAGGCAGGAGUCUGGGGCUGCCUCCGCGCUCCUGGUGGCCUGGAGCGGGAGAUCCCUGGCGGCCCACGACCCCCCGCACAGAGUGACUCUGUACCAGCUGGAGCCGAGCGGCCUGGUGCCCUUGUGCAACGACACCGCACACGCGCCGCGCUACCUCUUCACCGGCCUGCAGGGGUGCGGGAGCUACGUGGCGUGUGUGGAGAGGGCGCGCGGCCCCUCCCUCCUGUGCCUCGCCACGCUCACCGAUCCCGACGUGCCCGCAAACUUCCGGGUGACGGCGUGGGACAGCAGCAGCCUGACGGUGGGGUGGGACUAUCCCCCGAGCGACCGGCUGGCCUCCUUCCUGGUCACCGUCUUCCACACGAACGGCUCCAGCCACAUCCUGGAGGAGAGGAGCUCAACCUAA
Messenger RNA from Conger conger (European conger), 825 nucleotides. RefSeq lists its product as uncharacterized. Gene Ontology annotation, molecular function: protein binding. The transcript has 7 exons. Lineage: Eukaryota; Metazoa; Chordata; Actinopteri; Anguilliformes; Congridae. The coding region runs from base 1 to 825 and encodes 274 amino acids. The record is from RefSeq and is a predicted model, not a curated record.